Suricata suricatta (meerkat) is the source of this 990-nucleotide messenger RNA. It is a transcript of the gene CIMAP1B, whose product is annotated as outer dense fiber of sperm tails 3B. The transcript has 7 exons. Gene Ontology annotation, cellular component: cytoskeleton. The coding region runs from base 54 to 935 and encodes 293 amino acids. The record is from RefSeq and is a predicted model, not a curated record. NCBI's taxonomy places the organism in Eukaryota, Metazoa, Chordata, Mammalia, Carnivora, Herpestidae.
GGUUGCGGUCAGAGGCUGUCAGUCCCGUUGCCAGGAGGCGGAAUCCGGACACAAUGGGGUCUGGGAGUUGGGCUGAGAGGGGUCAGGCAUCCAGGCACCCCACCUUGCCUUCCCCGCCGGGAACCACAAGAGCAGGUGCCGCGGGCCGUAAGCUCACCCCACCCUCGCGCCCCAUGGGCUCGGACGUCUGGGUCGGCUCUUGGCGGCCGCACCGGCCCCGCGGCCCCAUCGCAGCGCUCUACAGUGGCCCGGGCCCCAAGUACAUGCUGCCACCGAACACCGGCUACGUCCUGCACGACCCCUCGCGGCCCCGCGCCCCGGCAUUCUCCUUCGGCGCGCGCCUCCCCAUGCAGCAGACUUCGUUCGGCCCGGGGCCCGGCCACCUGGUUCCAGCUCGCAUGACCGUGCGCGGCCGCGACGGCACCCCCGCCUACUCCAUCUACGGCCGUGUGCGCCAGGCAGCGCCCUUCCUCACUCCGGGACCCGGCAGGUAUUUCCCCGAGCGAGCUGGGAACGCGACGUACCCCAGUGCGCCUCGGCACACCAUCGCCCCCCGAAACUGGGGCAUCCACGCGGAGCAGCAGACCCCAGGUCCCGGGGCCUACACUGUGCCCUCGCUUUUGGGUCCACGCGUCAUCGGUAAAGUCUCGGCCCCAACUUACUCCAUCUAUGGCCGCAGCGCAGUGGGCAGCUUCUUCGAGGACCUCAGCAAGACCCCGGGUCCCUGCGCCUACCACGUGGUGAACACUGGGAUCUACAAGCCUCGGGCCCCCCAGUUCUCAAUGCUGGCGCGGACUUCACUCCCCCAGGACAACACCCUAAAUCCGGGGCCCGCAGCCUACAACGUGGACCAGCACCGCAAGCCCGGCGGCUGGAGCUUCGGGAUCCGGCACUCGGACUACCUGGCCCGGGUCCUGACCGACGUGGAUGACUGACCCGCCGGGCGGGCGCGGCCCCACAAACAUUUGCUUAAAGUCUCCCGAACCAGCA